UAUGACGUAUGCUCACCAACAACAUAUAAUGGUAGAGAGAGAAAACAAAUGAUUCUUGAUAAUUUUCGUCUUUGCAUGUAACCAAUAUUAAAAAAAGACCAAUAUGAAGACUUAGGCUCCAACUGAUGCAGCAGAAGCAGCUCCUAUAUGUACCGGCAAAAAACGAAGCUCGUGAAUCAGAUAUUUAAGAGUAUUUGGGGAAAAAAAUGAAAAAGAACACAAACGCUAUAAUGUUGUUUACAAUUAGAGAAAUGAUGGCAGGAGCAGGCUCUACACUUGCAGGCCUAAUGGUGGCUAAAGCCAUGUUUCAGAAUUAUUUCCCCUAUGACCUCCGAAGGCUAAUCAAGCGUUACAUCUACAAAAUCAUGAAUUUAGUUUACCCUUAUAUCAACAUAAGAUUUCCUGAAUAUCAAGGUGAUGGAUUUCAUCGCAGCAAAGCAUUUGCCACCAUCGAAAGGUACCUGAAUGAAAAUUCUUCAAAGCAGGCAAAGCAUCUCAAGGCCAACAUUGUACACGACAACCAGGUUAUAGUUCUUAGCAUGGCGGAUCACGAGGAGGUCACCGAUGAAUUUCAGGGCAUCAAGCUUUGGUGGACUUCCAACUGUGUCACUCCCAACAGGCAAUCCAUUUCAUUCUAUCCGACGGAGGAUGCCAAAAGGAAUUUAAUGCUCACUUUCCACAAGAAGCACAUGGAUAUCGUUUCCAGUUCUUAUCUGAAACAUGUUUUAGAAGAGGGAAAGGCUAUUACUGUAAAGGAAAGGCAGAGGAAAUUGUAUACAAAUAAUAAGAAUGAGAAUUGGAACAGAUUCGCGAGAAGCAACUGGAGCCAUGUGGCGUUCGAACAUCCAGCAACUUUUGACACUCUAGCUUUGGAGCCAAACAAGAAGGAAGAAAUUACAAAAGAUCUGAUCAGGUUUACUGAGGCGAAAGAUUAUUACGCCAAGAUUGGCAAGGCAUGGAAGCGAGGGUAUCUCCUCUACGGUCCACCUGGAACCGGAAAGUCCACCAUGAUCGCUGCCAUGGCUAAUCUUUUGAAAUAUGACGUUUAUGAUCUUGAAUUGACGUCCGUUAAAGACAACACGGAGCUGAGAAAAUUGCUGAUAGACACGUCGAGUAAAUCUAUUAUUGUCAUAGAAGAUAUUGAUUGUUCUCUUGAUCUUACAGGCCAAAGGGAGAAAAAGGAGGAGAAGAAGACGGAAGCAGAAAAGAAAGAAGAGAAGGCACAUCCAGUUAAGGCAGAGAUGAAGAAAAGGGAGGAAAAUAACAACAGUCAGGUUACAUUAUCCGGACUUCUGAACUUCAUUGAUGGGCUUUGGUCGGCUUGCGGUGGAGAAAAAUUAAUUGUGUUUACAACUAAUUAUGUGGAAAAGCUAGAUCCUGCUUUGAUUCGGAGAGGAAGAAUGGAUAUGCAUAUAGAAUUAUCAUACUGUAGCUUUGAGGCAUUCAAAAUUUUAGCAAAGAAUUAUUUGGACCUUGAAUCUCAUAAUCUGUUUGCCAGGAUUGAUAACCUCUUAAAUGAAACCAAAAUGACUCCUGCAGAUGUUGCAGAAAACUUGAUGCCCAAAUCAACUGAAGAUGAUGAGGAAGCUUGUUUGGGGAGAUUGAUCAAUGCUCUGGAGGAUGCAAAAACAAAGGCCGAGGAAGAAGCAAAGGCGAGAGCAGAGGAAGAAGCAAAAGCCAAGGAAGAAGAGAAGCUAAAGGCUGAGAAAGAGAAAGAUAAGGAGAAAGAAGCAAAUGGCAAAGAAGGUGUUGAAAUUACUAAUAGUGUGAAAGAAAAUGGAGAUGCCUCCCAUUGAAGAUAUGAUGUGAUGAUGAUCAUGUGGUAGAAAUGUUCUUUUCUUGCCCUGAAAAUGAACUAAAAAUAAUGCUAAUUGUGUCAUUUGCAGUCGGGGAUCUGGAUCAGGCAUCAUUGCAAUCUAAUUCUAUUCUAAAUAUUAUGCUCAA
Messenger RNA from Olea europaea var. sylvestris, 1944 nucleotides. Its product is annotated as AAA-ATPase ASD, mitochondrial-like. The record is from RefSeq and is a predicted model, not a curated record. Bases 207 to 1796 code for a protein of 529 amino acids. The transcript has a single exon. Gene Ontology annotation, molecular function: ATP binding; ATP hydrolysis activity. Lineage: Eukaryota; Viridiplantae; Streptophyta; Magnoliopsida; Lamiales; Oleaceae.